CGGACAUGGUACUGGUUCCUGUGCAACGAACCUUUGGCGUCAUGGGCUACGGGGGCGCCCAAGACUUGUUCUUUUCAAGGGCAGCAAAAGAAGCAAAUCUCGAUAGUGUCGAGGAAAUUGACGCCCGAGUACUGGCAACGCCAAUGCGAGAUGCACUUCCCCACCGCCGAGAAUGGCGACCAGUACGGUAGUGCCAAGGGCAAGACGACGGAGAUGUUGAAUAAGAGAACGGGCGGGUGGGGGAGGGUGAAGGAGAGGAGGAGAGUUAUUUGGACUAAUGGUGAGUUCGACCCAUGGAGAUCAACCACCAUGUCCAGCGAACUACGACCGGGAGGACCGCUGCAAUCGACCGAGGAUGCACCCGUUUUCUUGAUCAAGAACGCUCAGCAUGCCGAUGAUGCGUUUACAGAGGCGGGGAUGAAAGGGGCUGGACAUACGAUUAACCCGGAGGUGGUCAAGGUGCAGGAGAAGGCGGUGGAGAUUAUGAAGAGAUGGGUUGGAAAAUUUAAGGCGCCAAAUUGAGGAGGAUAUAGCUGUCAAGACCAGGAAUGCAAUCCUUAAGUGGCGAGCAACUACAGGAAAUAGUCAAAAAGAUGAGAGGGUAAAAAAGUAAUACAAAAGUUGUUCGAAGCCGCCCGAAC
Messenger RNA from Neurospora tetraspora, 641 nucleotides. RefSeq lists its product as uncharacterized. The record is from RefSeq and is a predicted model, not a curated record. The coding region runs from base 151 to 522 and encodes 123 amino acids. NCBI's taxonomy places the organism in Eukaryota, Fungi, Ascomycota, Sordariomycetes, Sordariales, Sordariaceae. The transcript is spliced from 3 exons.